Molecule: messenger RNA, 828 nt
Organism: Lindgomyces ingoldianus
Lineage: Eukaryota; Fungi; Ascomycota; Dothideomycetes; Pleosporales; Lindgomycetaceae
Exons: 9
Coding region: 1-828 (275 amino acids)
Source: RefSeq, a predicted model, not a curated record
AUGCUUGUUCACGCCCUCUCUGCCCCUCUCUGCGUGGCUACGCACGCGGUGGGAAUAUCACGUGAGAUAAGCUCACGUGGUAUUCGAGGCCGCACUGAGCCUUGGCUGAGUCGCUGUCUCGCCUCUCGACCAAUCGCCUCCUGCGGGCGUCUGCGGAUCUCCACCCCCGGCUCUCGCGCCCGUGCGCCCGCCGCUGAUGGCUCCUGUACUGAAUUGACUCGGCAGGCCAGGCCCUGCCCUUACCUUCAUCCCGAGCCCAAGCUUCAGCGGGCGCGAGUAUGGGUCUACAGCGCAGAGCGCGUUGCGAGCGCGCAGACCGCAGACGCGAGCUUGUCCUCAGCAACAGUAGAGUGUCACUUCCGUACGCUAGUCGAUCUCAUGCUGGGCCACUACAUGCUCACGCGCGGAGGCGACCGCUGUUCUGCAGAGAUCUUAGACCUCCUUAUGUUCUGCCUAGAGGCGUCGCAGGCGCAGGGCGGUCUGCUGCUGCCACCACCUCCACUCAGGCACACAGCAGCUGCGCCGCUGUCGCUGGCAGACGUAGAUUCAAGCAGGUAUACCUCUGCCCAGGCCAGCAUCGCCCCUACGCCGUCUGCGCGCUCGCCUAGCCUAUCGCCUCUGCCAGCAGCGCUUAAGCUGGCGCCUAAGCUAGAGCCUGCACUAAAGCAUCGCAUGUGCCGCGCUAGGGUGGGCAAUGGACAUGGGUGGAUACUAGAAGUUGAUGAGCGCACGGUCCCCCCUGCUAGCAAAAAUCUCGCUAAGCCGCUGAAUCAGCUAUACAAAUGUCGCCGUGGAUAUACUAUUAAUAUCUACACAGAGUUGGAUUAA